Messenger RNA from Arvicola amphibius (Eurasian water vole), 2814 nucleotides. Its product is annotated as NADPH-dependent 3-keto-steroid reductase HSD3B3-like. Gene Ontology annotation, biological process: steroid biosynthetic process. The record is from RefSeq and is a predicted model, not a curated record. The transcript has 6 exons. The coding region runs from base 1218 to 2438 and encodes 406 amino acids. Gene Ontology annotation, molecular function: 3-beta-hydroxy-Delta5-steroid dehydrogenase (NAD+) activity. Lineage: Eukaryota; Metazoa; Chordata; Mammalia; Rodentia; Cricetidae.
AGAUGGAUGUAGGUUAGAAUCUUGCUGAAAGAAAAUAAAAGCUGGAUGAGAUGACUGAAUAUACAGUAAGGAGCGGCAGACCAGAUGGCAUCAUAGUGCAAACGCCCCGUAGAGGAGUUGGAGAAAGGAGUUGGAGAAGAAUUCAUGGUCCAGUCUUCCUUGCCCCCAACAGAGAGGAGUGCCUGAUUGCAGGAACUGCUGCCAGCACUCUACACUGCAGGGUGCCAUGCUGCACUGAGGGACAGAUGCUGAGCUGCUUCCAGAAACCUGGGACACACACAGACCCAGAGGCCCUGCUGAGAUGACCUGACUGCGAUGACUACAAUUUUCUGAAGUUUGAAUCCUGUUUGCUUUGGAACUGAGAUGCAGGCUGAACAUUUGAGUAUUUUUAAUUUCUGGGACAUAGAAUUCAUUUUGGUUAAAAUAUUGAACCUAAGAACUAAGACCUAAAUUUUCCCCUCAGGGAAAGAAAGACUCAAAAUAAGAAAUGACUAAAACCCCUCUUCACUUGAGAAGGGGGAAGACUAAAGGUUUAGUGCUGUUCAGAGACUUGAACUGGUAUUUGAGAACAGCAAUGUCAUUGUACUCUUACUGGUAUUGACCUGAUAUUUAUAACUGUAGAUAACAUGUUGAGAAAAGUUGGUAUUGACCAAUAAUGGCAAGAAUCAUGGUACUGACCUAAAGAGAUUUGGAAAAGUUGGUAUUGACCGAGAAUACUGAGAAUUAUGGUACUGACAAAGAUACUUGGAAAAGUUGGUAUUGACCAACAAUGCUGAGAAUUAUGAUACUGACAAAGAUAUUUAGAAAGUUGGUAUUGACCAACAGUGCUAAGAAUUAUGAUAUUGACCUGUCCACUGCCGAGAAAAGAUUGACACACCCUGUAAAUGUUGGGAGUUAAGAUAGUUAUAGUUUUCCUUUGUUAUGAUAAAAGAUAAAGUAGAUAUAAAUAUUGUAACUAGAGAACAGUUCCACAGGCUCACCUGCUUGAAUCCUUGGUCCCCAUUGGUAGAAAUGUUGGAAAGGGAGUAGGGCAGAGGUGUCCCUGAGGGUGGACUUUGAGCAGCUGCUGCUCCUAGAGCAACCUCUACCCCCUCUUCCAGAUCUAGAAAGGAGCUCUCUCUGCUGUGCUUGCUGUCACCCAGAUCUCCGACCCCUGGAAACAAAACGGUCUCCUACAUCGUGCCUGCUCCCUCUGCCGACUGCUUCCUGUGUUGACCAUGCCUGGGUGGAGCUGCCUGGUGACAGGAGCAGGAGGGUUUCUGGGCCAGAGGGUCGUCCGCAUGUUGACUCAGGAGGAAGAUCUGCAGGAGAUCAGGGCCUUGUACAGGUCCUUCACUCCAAAACACAGGGAGGAGCUAUCCACACAACAUCAGCUCCACAAUGUGGCAGGGGAGAACAGUUGCCAAGUCUGUGGUGUCUUGGACAAGGUGGGAGAUGUGGCUCUACAACAUAACACUCAAGAGUUGAAGACAAAAGCCAAGGUUACCGUGCUGAAAGGAGACAUUCUGGAUGCCCAGUGCCUGCGGAGAGCCUGCCAGGGCAUGUCUGUUGUCAUCCAUACCGCGGCCGCUGUUGACAUCUCAGGUGUCAUACCCAGACAGACCAUCAUAGAUAUCAAUCUGAAAGGUACUCAGCUCCUGUUGGAUGCUUGUGUGGAAGAGAGUGUUCCAGUCUUCAUCUACAGCAGCUCAGUGUCCGUGGCUGGACCAAACUCCUACAAGGAGAUCGUCCGGAAUGCCUGUGAGGAAGAGAAUCUCGAAAGCAAGUGGUCUCACCCAUACCCAUACAGCAAGAAGAUGGGUGAGAAGGCUGUGCUGGCAGCCAAUGGGCGCACCCUGAAAGCUGGCGGCACUUUGCAGACUUGUGCCUUAAGACUCCCAUUCAUCUAUGGAGAAGGAAGCCAACUGCUUUUGGGCACAGUGAAUAGAGCACUCAAAAACAAUGGCGUUAUUCGGAAUUUUUCCAAAUUCUCUGUGGCCAACUCAGUGUAUGUGACCAAUGGGGCCUGGGCACACAUUCUGGCUGCCAGGAACCUUCGAGACCCCAAGACGUCAUCAAACAUCCAAGGACAAUUCUACUACAUCUCAGAUGACACUCCUCACCAAAGCUUUUGUGAUUUAGUUAGUAACAUGAGCAAGGAAUGGGGCCUCCACCUCGAUUCCGGUUGGAGCCUUCCUCUGUCCCUGCUGUACUGGCUUGGCUUCCUACUGGAAGUUGUGAGCUUCCUGCUGCAUCCAAUCUACAACUACCAGCCUCCCUUAAGCCGCUUCAUGGUCACAGUGUUAAAUAGUGUGUUCACCUUCUCAUACAAGAAAGCGCAGAGAGAUCUGGGCUAUGAGCCACCUGUCAGCUGGGAGGAAGCCAGGGAGAAAACUUCGGAGUGGGUCGGGUCACUGGUGGAGCAGCACAAGGGGACACUGAACACAAAGACUCAGUGACGUGAUGAUGGCAGGAACAUGGCCCUAGGUGCCAUCAGAGCCUCAAGAACAGGUCUAAGACACAAGCCAACUCUUACACUUCCCUUUGAUAUACUGGCCAACUUGUCUUCAGGUCACCAGAAGCCUUGCCAGCCUCUGGUCCAGCCACAACCUUCUGCCCUAAACACUUGUGCAGCAAAACAAGAGGCUGUGCCUCAGCUGCUAGGACCAAAGGCUCAGUUGCUGGCGCUGAACUGCCUGGAGCCUCUUGUAACUUAGAAUUCCGUCAGUGUUUCCACUUCCCCUCUCAGAGACCCACAGCAUUUUUUGUCAGGGAAGAUUUCCAUGGCUUCAUAAAGCUCGCGGUAAAGAACAAUAAAAAAAUAUUAAUGCCUAA